This is a messenger RNA of Xyrichtys novacula (pearly razorfish), 409 nucleotides long. The record is from the annotation of a GenBank genome assembly. NCBI's taxonomy places the organism in Eukaryota, Metazoa, Chordata, Actinopteri, Labriformes, Labridae.
CCACUGGGCAACACACAUGGUGAGAACAUGGUGGAAAACCUUCCUCCAGUGCACCACAAGGCGACUGGAUGAUUUCAGACUCACUGUAUCAGUCAGAAAUCUACCCCACGCCCCAUCCGUCAGCCCCACUAAAGCCCAGAGCUCAGACGUGCCACACACAGGAUUCAGAUCAGUGUUCGACAUGCACACGGCCACUCUGCCAAAUGUCUCAGUAGCUGCAUGCAGCUGUUGUAUGACGACUACUGGGGAUGAUAAAGAGAGCAACAGGCCUUCAGCAGCCGGGUUUAGAUCUAGUCUGGAAUCACUGAGCAUGACUUUGAGCUCUGGUUCUUAUACUGAACUUACACAGACUCUCGAAUACAACCGAUUAACUCUGGCAGAAUUAAAUCACAUCAUAUGUUAUCAUUAA